AACAACUCCUAGUCUCCUACACUGUUCCAACAUUUAGCUUACACCCAACUUCUUUACCAAUCUGUAGUUCAAAGUCUCCCUCUCGAUCAAGAUUCUCUUCUCUUGCAAACUCAGAUUGGUUUUGUUGUAACAGAGCAGCUCUACAGAAAUUCUUAUAGAGACCCAGGAAAAAAAAAAGAAAAAAAAAGCAGAUUAUGUCGACAUCAAGAUCAAUUCUUCCUUUCAAUGGCCUUCCUAUUGGCUCUAAUUCUCUCGGUCGCAGGUCUCAAGGUUCAGCUCGUAAUCCUAAUCAUCUUCUGGUUGUCUCAAAAGGCAUCAUCGGCAGCUGUUUUCUUGGAAAUGGUUUGCGGCUUCUCAACACCGGCCUGACAGGGCUGGUUGUCGGCAAACCAAAGAUGGCUGUCUGUGGCAGUGUUCUACCAGGAGCUCCGCUUCCUUCUGAUCCUUCUCCCGGUUCAUGGAAAGUUUGGAUAUUUGGAAUGAUAGCGACGGUAAUUAUACCAUUCUUGGGGAAUAAAUGGGGACCAUUACUGAAGCUGAAAAGGGAAGUUGACGCGGCUGCGGAUCGAGUAGAAGCAGUAGCAGAGGCCAUAGAGAAGGUGGCUGAGCAAGUGGAUAAGGUAGCAGAAGACAUCGGCGAUGACCUUCCGGCAGGCGGAAAACUCAAAGAAGCUGUGACGGUUAUUGAACAUCUAGCCGAGAAAGCAGCCAAGGAUGCCCAACUGGUUGAUGACACGAUAGAGAAGUUUGAAGAAGUGGAGAAGCAGGUGGAGUCAUUGAUUGAACCACUGACGGAGGAAGCCAAACCUAUGCCUAAAGAAGCCAAAGUGGUCUCUAAAGAAGCCAAAGUGGUCCCUAAAGAAGCAAAUGGUCAAUUAUAAUAAGUAGACAAUAAAUAUUUAACACAUCCAGGGCAAGUUAUGGGCUUUGACUUGUAAUUUUUUUUU
Corylus avellana is the source of this 947-nucleotide messenger RNA. RefSeq lists its product as uncharacterized. NCBI's taxonomy places the organism in Eukaryota, Viridiplantae, Streptophyta, Magnoliopsida, Fagales, Betulaceae. The record is from RefSeq and is a predicted model, not a curated record.